AUGUCCUUCUUCCUUUCCAUUUUUCUCAAUAUUUCCCUUAAUUUUUUAUUUUCUCUUUACUUCUCCUCCUUUUUUCUUUUUCUUCUACUCUUUUUUCCCUUCCUCUCCACCUCUUCUUUUUUGAUUUUACUUUUUUGUUUUCUUCUCUUUCCUUUCUAUUUUAUUUUCUUUCUAUUCUAUUCUUUUCCUUCUAAUCUCUCUACCCAUUCUCUUUUACUUUUUCCUUUAUGUUACUUCUCUCUCCAUUUCUUAUUUUUUUUCAAUCUUACUUUCAUUUUAUUUUUAAGUACAUUUCAAUUCUCCUCUUCUUUUUUAUGUCACUUUUUUCUCUCUUUCUCUUUUUUUCAUUUUCUCUUGGCUUUUUUUUUCUUUCUUUUAUUAUCCUUUUUUCUGCUUUUUGAUUUUAUUCAAACUUUCUGCCAUCAUUUUUCAAGUUUUUUUUUUUUUUUUUUUAAACCAAAGCUCAUUUUUCAUUCUUUUAAUUGCUGUUUCUUUUUCUAUUUUAUCUUAGCCAAUUCUUUCUUCCAGUUUUACUCUUUCUCUUUCUUUCCUAAUCAAAUUCUGACUUUAUUCUUUAUGACAUCACUUCUAUACCUUUUAACUUUUUCUUUAUGUUUCAUUUUCUUUUUCACCUCCUUAUUCACAACUCAAUAA
Messenger RNA from Acanthosepion pharaonis, 654 nucleotides. NCBI's taxonomy places the organism in Eukaryota, Metazoa, Mollusca, Cephalopoda, Sepiida, Sepiidae. The record is from the annotation of a GenBank genome assembly.